CUACCGGGUGAAGCGUCUUCCAAGGAGGAGACGAUCUUCGUCACAAACAUGGCGGCGUGCAUGUGAAUGUCAUGCCAUCUCAAUCUGACACUUGAAUCUGAGUUUUGGGGAGAUUCCAGCUGACAUGAGAGUGACAUCUCGGUGACUUGUGCCUCCGUUCACCCCACACGGCUGCAGAUCCGGUAACCGGUGACCUCCUUCAUCCGUUAGCUGCCGGCUCGUAGUAGCAUUUCAACUAAAGCAUCAGUGAACUACAAACUGAAGCACGAUGGAUCCUGACCAACAGCUCAGAAACCUGCGGGACUUCCUCCUGGUUUACAACCGCAUGACUGAGAUCUGCUUCCAGCGGUGCAGCAGCAACUUCAACUACAGAAACCUCACCAUGGACGAGGAGAGCUGCGUGGACAACUGUGCGGGGAAGCUGAUCCGCUCCAAUCACCGCCUGAUGGGCACCUAUGUGCAGCUCAUGCCACGGAUGGUGCAGCGGCGGAUGGAGGAGUUGGAGAGCAAAGCUGCGGAAAAUGCCAAGGCAGCAGAGGCAGCUGCUGCUGCUGCUGCUGCAAAUGCGGCGCCUCCUGCCACAGAAGCCGUGCCGGCACUCAUCACCUCAUCUCCGCCCCCAGAAUUACCUCCACCAUUACCGUCCUCACUAACCGAUGUCGGACCAGAGGCCCACGGCUCAUUUUUAAAGCCAGCUGGAUUAGAUAUUCCAGUUGAUCCACAAUACAUAAAAGGCACAGAUGUGAAAUUAUCGGCCGCCGCAGCGCUUACACCUGCGACUGAAGCAGUAAAACCGUCAGUGUUUAAUGACGCUGGCAAUGGACCGUCUUCUACUGCAGGCUUUCCUCAGGCGCCGAUAUCUGGUGCACAGAUUGAGUUUAAACCAGCGUCUUUAUCAGCAGAUGUGCCUGUGCCAACAAUAGCUGCACCUACAGUGUCUAAACCCAUAGAGAGCCCGUCAGGCCACGAGAAGGCUUCAGAGCCUCCGCCACCGUCAAGCCAGUAACAAUGCCCAGGCUUGAUCUGUCUGGGGUGGAAAACUGUUACCGAUAUGUCCCUGAUUCAUCAACCCACAUCUGAUGAGGAACUCAUCACUGGCAGUCAGAAAUGUUAGAUGAUUAAUAGAUUGACUUCAAUUCUAAAAUAACAUUUCAAAAACUGCUAUAUAUGAUAUCAUUAUGUCAUGUAACUCUCAAAUGUGAGCUCUAGCUGUUUUUUUCUGUUUUCAUAUCAUCUUGGAGGUUAUAAUUUCAGACUCAUGCAGGCUUUGUCAUUAUUUUUGUCUCAACAGUAACUAUAUUGAGACGUUCAUCAUGAAAAUCAACUCAAAUUGCAGUUUAGUUCCCUGUGAUCCAACUAUGAUUUGAAAAGCAAUUAUUUGUGUAUAGCAUAUAGACAUUUCUGAGCCGAUAUUACAAAGGAAGAAAUGUUAAUAACAAAAACAAAUGCAGACCUGUAUGUAAUGUUUGUGGUAAGAAGCAAGAAAACAAGAAGGAAGUUGAUCUGUGUGUGUGAGUGUGUAUAUGUCUGUGAGUGUGUGUUUUCUUUCAGUUUCUGUCUGAGCUCCACAAGCCUCUCCUGAUUAUUUUUGGACUUCAGUUUGGACUGGAGUGCUCAUUCUGACACCCUAAACACUCUCAGUCAUAAUGAUAAUUGUUUUGUAUGGUGACACACUAAACGCAGAAAUAAAGAUCAUCUUCAGUAAUAAAAACCUGAA
Larimichthys crocea (large yellow croaker) is the source of this 1717-nucleotide messenger RNA. It is a transcript of the gene timm10b, whose product is annotated as translocase of inner mitochondrial membrane 10 homolog B (yeast). The transcript has 3 exons. Lineage: Eukaryota; Metazoa; Chordata; Actinopteri; Sciaenidae. Bases 269 to 1006 code for a protein of 245 amino acids. The record is from RefSeq and is a predicted model, not a curated record.